Messenger RNA from Atta colombica, 1655 nucleotides. RefSeq lists its product as uncharacterized. The record is from RefSeq and is a predicted model, not a curated record. The transcript is spliced from 5 exons. Bases 235 to 1614 code for a protein of 459 amino acids. Lineage: Eukaryota; Metazoa; Arthropoda; Insecta; Hymenoptera; Formicidae.
ACGGAACGUCGGUCGGAGACGCCGGAAUAUUGGCUGCAAGAGGACGCCGCGAGCGUCGAAAGGCUGAUGUGCGCGGAACGUUUACAAGCGCCGCAGUAUGCCAUCGUACAUCGCGCGGUGUGGUGACGUUCUUUUGCGCUGUCGCGAAUGUAACGGGACGGGAUUACGUGCUCGCGCGGUAUCGCCUCCGUGAUCUCUUGCCGCCACAACGGGGAAUUAUGUUGACUUGGAGAAAUGGGUAAUUUGGCGACGCUGCUAGUGAAGUUCGGUGCCGCGUUCCUCCUCGCCUGUCACGCGGAUUACACCUUGGCUCAGGACAACGCAUCGGCAGCCAUAGAAUGUAUCGAAUCCGAGACGGGAUGCAGGAGGUGCAGAGACGGGACGUGUGCCAGAUGCGCUGUAUUGUUACAUCAGGGUACUUGUGUGCACACCUGCCCAUCAGGCUUCGUCGCCGACUGGUCCACCCGGGACGAAUACAUGGGUCGUGUCUGUCGAGAGACCGGCUACAUGUUCGGCCUCACCGGUAGCCAGGUCGCGAUUUUGGUAGGGGUGGUCUCCGGUACAACUAUCUGUAUCUUCAUCAUCCUCUGCGGCGCGAUAGUCGUACACCGACGUAAGAAGAAAGCAGUGAAACUGGCCCAGCAGUUUGAAGACAGCGCAGAGAGAAGAGAAUUUCUGAAACACCUAGCGACGCUCCGUGGAGAGGCUAAUACUUUCCUCGCUAUGCUCAAUGAUACUAGAAGACAAGUCAGAGAGUUGUACUACUCGGGAAAUAACGGAGAUGGUGCCGUCGGAAUUCAAGCGUACAGACCAGUGCUGCGUGACCUGGCGAGGAUACUGGUUCUCGUGAAUAGGAGAGACGAUGAGAUACCACUUCCGCCCGACGAUUGGCAACGACUAUUCUCAUGGGCAGAGCGAUUGUUGAGAAGAUAUAAAAGGCACAGUUCUCCAGAAGUGGCUCAGCUCGUGACAUUUCUGCAACAGCCGACCAGCAACCCCGUCCAAAUGACCUCGUUAUCGGCGCAACCGGUCACGACAUCGCAGCCACCACUUCAACCUGUAUACGAACCGAGAAGCACCCCCACUAAUCUCACCACAUUCCAAGCGAACGUGCCUCUCGCGACGUUCCAAGCGAGUGAUAAAUCGAGCAUCAGUCCAGCGAGUUCGAGCCUCGGCUACACAAAGGACAGCAGUCCCCUCGGUUCGAGUUUGGGUCAAAAUAGUGCUUUAGGCAUUUACAGCAGUGAAAAGUUCAGCCCGAACGGCUCAACAAUCGGUCAAACGACACCUCUCGUCUACGGAAAUAAUCUGAAGCGAACAGGAUCGAGGGCGACGAGUGACUGUCAAGAAUUGCAGACCAUCUCUGCGUUUAAUCGCAGUUACAAUGGCACGCUGCCUUUGGAGACCAACAACAUCCGUGCAUUACACGAUGAGUGCGCAGUCAACGAUGGUCUAGACCGCGACUUGAAUCCUCAAUGGAAGUUUCAGAGUAGCCCCGUAGAGGCGGCCAAUUACACCAUUCUGUCGGACUGGUCGCCAGCUCACGAUUAUCUCAUCGAUGAUUUCACAAUUCUCGGUUUUCGGCCGCAGGACGAAAUCACUACGGAAUUGUAGUAUCGACUAAUAUAUAGUGAAAUAUAACAAGAUCUAAACAA